GUUGUGCGCUCUCAUUCCGCCCUGCUGGAGGCUGCCCGGGUGGGCCUCAGGCAUGACUUCCAAACAAGCUAAAAGGAAAGAAGUGCAUCGGAUCAAUUCUGCCCAUGGAUCAGAUAAAUCUAAAGAUCUCUACCCUUUUGGCAGCAAUGUGCCACCUGGUUCUUCCGAACAGAAGAGGGGGAAGUUCCCGAUCUGGCCCGAGUGGAGCGAGGCAGACAUAAAUGCUGAAAAGUGGGAUGCAGGCAAAGGCGGGAAGGAGAAGGACAAGACCGGCAAGAGCCCCAUCUUCCACUUUUUCGAAGACCCUGAAGGAAAGAUUGAAUUACCACAAUCAUUGAAAGUGUUUUCCUGGAAACGCCCGCAAGAUUUUAUAUUUAGCCGAAUUCCUGUAGUUGUGAAAAAUGAAAUGACGUUUGACUUGUUUUCAUCAAAUGGACAUUUACUCUGCAGUGAGCUUAUGAGGUGGAUUAUCAGUGAAAUCUAUGCGGUGUGGAAAAUAUUCAAUGGCGGGAUCCUAAGCAAUUACUAUAAGGGAAAUUCAGGAGAGCUUCCUAUUCUACCCUGGAAGCCCUGGGAACACAUAUACUCUCUCUGCAAGGCCGCGAAGGGUCACAUGCCUUUGUUCAACAGCUACGGGAAGUAUGUGGUAAAGCUCUACUGGAUGGGUUGCUGGAGGAAGAUAACUGUCGAUGACUUCCUGCCAUUCGAUGAAGAUAACAAUCUACUGCUUCCAGCUACAACCUAUGACUUUGAGCUCUGGCCCAUGCUACUGUCGAAAGCUAUCAUUAAGCUGGCAAAUGUUGACAUCCAUGUAGCACACAGGAGAGAGCUAGGAGAACUCACAGUAAUCCACGCUCUUACUGGGUGGUUACCUGAAGUCAUCCCUCUUCAUCCAGCAUAUGUGGACAGAGUCUGGGAGCUCUUGAAGGAGAUACUGCCUGAGUUUAAGCUCACAGAAGAGCCCAGCUCUGAAAGCAAAAUCACAGUGAUAGAAAACAAACUGAAGGAACCCACAAAAGAGAGCAAGGACGUCAAGGAUGGGAAGGACACGAAGGAUGGCAAAGAAGCAAAGGACGGCAAAGAAACGAAGGAUACAAAGGACUUCAAACCGGAAAUCUCCCUUACGACCCUGAGGGCUCCUGAGAAAGGUGACAGAGCUGCAAAGGGUUCCUCAGCAAUACAGUCCCCUCAGAUGGUCGUAUAUGCUACCUUUACACCACUCUAUUUGUUUGAAAACAAGAUAUUUACAUUAGAGAAGAUGGCGAAUUCUGCGGAGAAACUUAGGGAAUAUGGUCUUUCUCACAUCUGUAGCCACCCCGUGCUGGUGACCAGAAGUAGGUCUUGUCCCCUGGUGGCACCCCCCAAACCGCCUCCCUUACCUGCCUGGAAACUCAUUCGCCACAAAAAGGAAACAGUGAUCACCGAUGAAGCUCAAGAUGCUGUUCCGAAGAAGCCUGAGCAGUUUCUUGAGAUUUCAAGUCCAUUUUUGAAUUAUAGAAUGGCUCCAUUUACAAUCCCAACAGAAACGCAUUUUGUACAAUCUGUCGUUAAGAAAGGAACGCCGCUGGGAUCCAGUCUUCCUACCCUUGUGGAAAGUGAUUUAACUGCAAGUACCAGCCAAGGGGAGAUGAGCAUAAUAGCUGGAAAUCAGUCUCAGGCCAAUAUUGCAUUACAAACGACACCUGGAAAAGAUGAACCCUCAGAGCCUGCCUUGGCGGAUGCCCACCAACUUGAGGCUAUGAGCUUAGAAAGGGACUUGAUUAGCUUGACUACAGCAACACUGGACAAGUCACAGGAAGAGCUAGCAGUAAACGAAAGUGUUGCCAAAGAAAUAUGGCUAGAUUUUGAAGACUUUUGUGUGUGCUUUCACCAUAUAUAUAUUUUCCACAAGCCAAAUUCUUAUUGUCUUAAUUUUCAAAAAUCAGAAUUCAAGUUCAUGGAAGAGCGUGUGCCCUACUAUCUCUUUGUGGAUAGCCUGAAGCCUAUUGAACUACUGGUUUGCUUUUCUGCUUUGGUGCGCUGGGGGGAAUCUGGAGCCUUAACAAAAGAGAGUCCUCCUGUGGAGCCUGGGCUCCUGACAGCCGAAGCCAUCACCUGGAAGUCCCUGAAGCCUCUUAGCGUUGUUCUGAGGAUUCACACCUAUGCUACGAAGGCCAGCAUGGUGCGUCUGCCUGUUGGGAGGCACAUGCUGCUCUUCAAUGCAUAUUCCCCUGUGGGGCAUGCCAUACAUGUCUGCAGCAUGACAACAUUUGUCAUCGGUGAUGAAGAUGUUGUACUGCCCAACUUUGAGCCGGAGAGCUACCGAUUUACAGAACAGUCUAUAUUAAUUAUGAAGGCUAUUGGCAACGUGAUUGCUAAUUUCAAAGACAGAAGUAAAUUGCCUACAGCUCUGAGGGAUCUGCAGGCAGCUCACUACCCUAUCCCCCUCAACAACAAAGAACUCACGCUUCAACACUUCCGGGUUUUCCAUAUAUCAUUGUGGCGUUUAAUGAAAAAAUCUCAAGUAGCCAAGCCUCCUUUAAACUUCAAAUUUGCAUUUCGGGCUAUGGUUUUAGACACGGACUUGCUGGAUUCCUUCUCCGAGGAUGCCUCUUUAGCGGAAUGGGUAGACCUUAAAUAUUCUAUGCCAAUAAAUGAAAAGGAGUAUUCUCCCGAGGAAAUAGCUGCUGCGGUGAAAAUUCAGUCCAUGUGGAAAGGGAACUAUGUCAGACUGCUCAUGAAAGCCAGGACACCAGAAACAAAGGAGAAUAUCAGUGUUGCAGAUACACUUCAGAAAAUUUGGGCAGUAUUGGAGAUGAAUUUGGAGCAAUAUGCACUGUCUCUCUUAAGACUAAUGUUUAAAAGCAAGUGUAAGUCUAUGGAGUCCUACCCAUGCUAUCAAGAUGAGGAGACCAAGCUGGCCUUUGCUGACCACACCGUGAACUAUACAGACCAGCCACCAAAUUCCUGGUUUAUAGUAUUCAGAGAAACAUUUUUGGUUCCUCAAGAUAUGAUCUUACUCCCCAAAGUAUAUACCACACUCCAGAUAUGCAUGCUGCAUGUUAUUAACAAUGACACGUUGGAGCAGGUGCCAAAGGUGUUUCAGAAAGUGGUGCCUUACCUUUACACCAAGAACAAGAAGGGAUAUACAUUUGUGGCUGAAGCGUAUACUGGUGACUCAUUCGUAUCAGGCUCACGAUGGAAACUGCGGCUCAUUGGCUCUUACAACCCACUCCCGUUUCUCGCCCGAGACACUCCAUGCAGCACCUUCACCAUAAAGGAAAUCAGAGACUACUAUAUUCCUAACGACAAGAAAAUUCUGUUCAGGUACUCCAUUAAAGUGACAAUGGCACAGUCUAUUACAAUACAGGUCCGCACAUCCAAACCCGAUGCCUUCAUCAAGCUGCAGGUGCUGGAAAGCGAGGAGAUCAUCACGAGCACUGUGGGCAAAGGGCAAGCCCUCAUCCCAGCCUUCUACUUCCUGGGCAAUGAAAAAGCAUUGAGCUCCCAGUCUAGCAAGCAAGUUCUCUUAACUCACACCGUACCUAAGAAAGAACCAGAAGUACUGACCAAGAAAAAAUCUGGGCAAUCAGGCCAGAAAUCCUUCAAAGGAAGAACUGGAGGAGGGAUGACAGAGACAGGAAUGCCUCUGCUGGAAGAAGAAGUUAUGAGCGUACCCACUAUUGAAGAAAAUUCCAGCACACCACAGCAGUGCUACAAGUACAUCAUACAGUGCUUGGUGUUGUUCAACAGCUGGCCUCUGAAUGAAACUCAGCUGACAUUUGUUCAAGCACUAAAAGACAUGGAGAAAAUUGACAUCAAAGCUCAUGUAGAGAAACAUGAAGAACCAGCUCCCAUGGGAAGCCCAGAUUCCCAUGCUGUCAGUGAAGGGCAGAAAUCUGUAGGAAUGCCCAAAACAACACGGAAAGGCAAGGAGAGGUCUGCCGAGAAAGAAAAGUCGGCCAGGGAAAAACAAACUCCUCGGUUUGAACCUCAGCAAAUGCAAGUGCCCACUGCUGCUCACUCUCAGCAAGAAGAUCCAAACAAGCCCUACUGGACCUUGCGGCUGGUCUCUGAACACACCGACUCAGAAUACGUGGAUGUGAAAAAGGACACAGAACGAGCCGAUGAGAUACGGGCCAUGAAGCAAGCUUGGGAGACGACAGAACCCGGGAGGGCCAUCAAGGCUUCCCAGGCCCGUUUGAAGUACCUGACCCAAUUCAUUAAGAAGCCACCUGAAACCUCUGCUCCUGCCACCAGCCCUGAGGCUUUGUCUGUGACUCAGAGCCAAAUUAAAUCCUCAGAAGAAGGAGAACAAGCAGGAGGUACUGGGAAAGAUGCAGACACAAAAGAACUGCCACCAACCGCAGCAGGAAGUAUGCUGUGGAAAAAGUGGCAACUGACCAAGACCCUCAGUGCUCUGUCAAAAGCCACAAGCAGUGAGAGUACACCGAAGGAAGAGCCACCACGGAAGGAGAUCCCUGUGUUGGUCCAAUCACGAUCUCCGACAAUUUUGGAAACAUCUCCACAACAAAUUCGUAAAGCACUAGAGUUUUUGGAUUUCAGUCACUAUGUACGGAAAACAGCUGAUGAGGCCGUGCUGCAGACAGAUGAACUGAGUAAGCAUCAGGCGAUGCAGAAGGCAGAGGAGAUCCACCAGUUCCGGCAGUACCGCUCCCGUAUCCUCAGCCUCCGAGACAUUGACCAGGAAGAGCGCGUCAAGCUAAAGGAUGAGGUUCUGGACAUGUAUGGGGAGAUGCGGGACUCCGUAGAUGAAGCCAGGCAGAAGAUCUUUGACAUACGGGAAGAGUACAGGAACAAGUUGCUGGAGGCGGAGCGUCUGAGGAUGGAAGCGUUGGCAGCGCAGGAAGCCGCAGUGAAGUUGGAGGCGGAGAAGAAGUCCGCAGCCUCUGACUCACAGAAGAAGAAGAAAGGAGGAAAGAAAAAGUAAUGCCCCACGUUGCACUAUGCCACAGGGGGAGCGUCGGAUGCACUGUCAAUCACGGUGUCUCUUGGUCAAACAUUAGAUCAACUGAACCAGAGAAAAUGUUCCGCACUCAUGGUUAACACAUUUUAAUGUUAACAUGUUGGUUUUUGCUACAAAAUAUUUGAAGGCACUAGCUUCUCAAAUGUUCUAAUUUCAUUAAAAUCGUUA
Rattus rattus (black rat) is the source of this 5134-nucleotide messenger RNA. It is a transcript of the gene Adgb, whose product is annotated as androglobin. The transcript has 36 exons. Gene Ontology annotation, molecular function: calcium-dependent cysteine-type endopeptidase activity; protein binding. Gene Ontology annotation, biological process: proteolysis. Lineage: Eukaryota; Metazoa; Chordata; Mammalia; Rodentia; Muridae. Bases 53 to 4930 code for a protein of 1625 amino acids. The record is from RefSeq and is a predicted model, not a curated record.